Messenger RNA from Habropoda laboriosa, 1841 nucleotides. It is a transcript of the gene zyd, whose product is annotated as sodium/potassium/calcium exchanger 4. The transcript is spliced from 8 exons. Gene Ontology annotation, biological process: calcium ion transmembrane transport; intracellular calcium ion homeostasis. The coding region runs from base 1 to 1440 and encodes 479 amino acids. NCBI's taxonomy places the organism in Eukaryota, Metazoa, Arthropoda, Insecta, Hymenoptera, Apidae. Gene Ontology annotation, molecular function: calcium, potassium:sodium antiporter activity; calcium channel activity. The record is from RefSeq and is a predicted model, not a curated record. Gene Ontology annotation, cellular component: membrane.
AUGUGUGACAACGGGAUUGACAACAUGGAUACGUCUGACUUAGGAGGAGGUAUAAAUUGUACACCUCCAGCGAUAGAAGACUUUCCACACGAUCUUUUCGACGAGAAGCAGAGGCAAGGAGGAGCUGUCGUAGUACACGUGAUCGUUUCGCUUUACCUAUUUAUCGCGUUAGCGGUGGUAUGCGACAAAUUUUUUGUUCCUGCUGUGGAAAAAAUAUGUCACGCACUUUCGAUGUCCAAGGACGUGGCGGGUGCUACCUUUAUGGCUGCAGCAACAUCGGCACCGGAACUAUUCGUAAACGCGAUCGGCACGUUUAUCACCGAAGGUGACAUCGGUGUUGGAACAAUAGUAGGCUCGGCUGUAUUCAAUAUACUGGCAGUACCGGCGUGUUGCGGUAUUGGUGCUGGCAUGGUAGUUCCUUUGGAUUGGUGGCCAGUUAGCAGAGAUUGUCUGGCGUAUGGCGUUACGGUCGCCAUUCUAAUAUGUAUCAUACACGACGAGCGGGUAGAAUGGUACGAAGCAUUAACGCUGGUGUUGCUCUACAUCGUAUACAUCGCGGUGAUGUAUUGGGACAAAUCGUUUCAACGAUGCACACGAUUCCGUACGCAUACCUCUGAUCAAUCGUUAUCGGACGAUCAUCGACACGCGACAGAAGGCAGCACAGAAAUUCGCUUGGCAAUAUCUGACAAAGUGCAACCUGCCGGUGAACAAGCUGAACAUAUAGAUGUGCCGUUACAAAACGGAGGAACGAAAACUCAAGAAGAGAGUCCCGAUCCUAAUUACGAAUACGAAUUGCUGGUCUGGCCGGCACGAGCUGGAUGGAUAAGAAAAACAGCAUGGAUCAUGACAUGGCCGAUUCAUUUAAUCUUCAUGUGUACAAUACCAGACUGCGAGAAGCCGCGAUUCAAGAAUUGGUUUCCAGUAACGUUUCUCAUGUGCAUCAUUUGGAUCGGAUCGUUGAGCUACGUUGUCGCAUGGAUGAUCACGAUAAUUGGCGAUACUCUCAAGAUACCGGAUUCUGUAAUGGGUAUCACUUUCCUCGCGGCUGGUACCAGCGUUCCGGAGGCCGUGUCAAGCGUAAUAGUGGCGAAACAAGGACACGGUUCGAUGGGUAUUAGCAACUCGAUAGGAUCAAACACCUUCGACAUAUUGUUGUGUUUGGGUCUGCCGUGGCUAAUUAAAUCGUCAUUUUCACCGACGCAACCCGGAAAGCAUUACAUCAGCAUAAACUCUGGUGGGCUCGAGUACAGCGCCAUAUCGUUGUUGUCGACGUUGAUGCUACUCUAUAUUGCUUUCGCUUCGAAUAAGUUUCAGCUCGAUAGAAAAGUAGGCCGAGCCUGUUUAUGUAUGUAUGCCGUGUUUCUCAUAUUAGCUUCAUUGAUAGAACUGAACGUAUUCUUCAGGGUAAACUUGCCCACGUGCCAGAGGACGGUCAAGUGAUCGAAAAUCGAAAAUAGAGUCGCUUAAUGAUAUUCGAUACGGUGUUUGCUCGAUCCUCGUACGUUCUCUCGAACUUGCGAGCAACAUUGUGGACCGAAGAAUGCUGUUUUAUAUUAUGCGAAACUACUUCUUCCCCCGUCUCGCGUCUCGUCGAGACUCUUCUUUGUCCCGAACCUCUCUUCGCUCCAUAUCAUGAUUAUUUCCUUCUCGAACCCUGCACUCCCGACACUACACUACAUAUCCUCUCUGUCUGUCACAGAGUCCUAUCCUCUCCUUUUACUCGUCAUGCACUCGAAACUCUCCUCCCUUUCUUCGUCGCGAUCAAAUAGCAGAUCGCCGCGCCGUUUUAUCGUUCUUACCAUUUCCAUUUCUUUCCCACUCUUUCUCUCGCGCUAUCGUCC